AUGGCCUCCGUGCAGGGGCAGCCCGUCGCCCAGGGCGGCCCCCGGGAGCCCAAGCGGCUGGAGGCCGGGGGCGAGGACUGGUGCGACAGCGGCCUGGGCUCGCUCAGCGAAGGGCAGCUGGUGCAGCUGCGGGAGGAUGGAGGCCUGGGGGAGCCUGGAGAAGGCGAGGGGGGGCCUGGGGCCUGCCCGGUGACCCUUGACCCCAGAGCCCCCCAGAAGCGCCUGGAGGAGGAAGAGGAGGAGGGGCGCCUGGACUCGGCCCUGGGGGGCGACGAGGGGGUGGGCGACCUGGCGGAGGGCGUGGGGGCCGUGCACCUGCAGAGCCAGGUGGCCCCCGAGGCUUGGCUGCACCACGUGCUGGCCUUUGUCACCGAGGAUGGAGACACAGCUCUCCACUUGGCUGUGAUCCAUGAACACGAAGCCUUCCUGGAUUCUAUUCUGCAAUACACCCACGGGACGGAUUACUUGGAUAUUCAGAACAACCUCGGCCAGACCGCCCUUCACAUUGCCGUCAUCCUCGGGGCGUCCGGCUUUGUUGGCAAACUUGUGUCGGCAGGAGCUGGACUGUGCGUCCAAGAGAAAGGAGGCCACACGGCAUUGCACUUGGCCUGCCGGGAAGGAUGGCGGGAUUGCGCUCAGCAGCUUCUGGCUCCGUCGCUUGCCAUCCAAAGGCCCGGUCAGGGCGACCGUUUCCGGGCCCAGCUGGAUUGCACCAAUUACGAUGGUUACAUCCCUUUGCACGUGGCCAUUCUGCGGAAAGAUUUGGACAUGGUCAGUCUCUUAAUCUCUGCCGGAUCGGAUCUCAACAAGCCGGAGCUAAGUUGUGGCCGGAGCCCCCUUCACCUGGCGGUGGAGUCCCAGAGCCCUGAAGUGGUGGAAUGCCUCUUGCGUGCAGGAGCUGACAUCGAGGCACGCAUGUACGUGGGCUACACGCCCAUGUACAGCGCCGUGCACCGGCCCGACCAAAAGAUCCCACAGCUCUUACGGGAAUUUGGCUCCGAAGAGCCGGACUGGGAUUCCGAGGAAAGUGUGGACAGUAACAGCGAGGAAGAAUACGACGACAUCGUGAUCAAUUGUGGCCACUAGAAGGGAGCCCUUUUGCCCACAACGGACUCCACGGAAAUUGCCCCAUGGGGGCAGCUGGCUAGGGUCUCUGUAGCAAUUGCAUCUUCACUGUGAGCUAGAUGUGAAAAUUAUUUAUAAAGGCCGGGACGGAAGGGGAAGCGGCCUUAUCUGGCCCGGAGGCGUCCUCCCCACCGUCCCCAUUCCGACAUG
Molecule: messenger RNA, 1275 nt
Organism: Protobothrops mucrosquamatus (brown spotted pit viper)
Lineage: Eukaryota; Metazoa; Chordata; Lepidosauria; Squamata; Viperidae
Gene: NFKBIB
Product: NFKB inhibitor beta
Exons: 6
Coding region: 1-1086 (361 amino acids)
Biological process (GO): signal transduction; cellular response to lipopolysaccharide
Cellular component (GO): cytosol
Molecular function (GO): protein binding
Source: RefSeq, a predicted model, not a curated record